UACAUAUUACACUGCAUCUCAUCUUAUUCCUCUUUCAAAGUAACUGAGUUUACUUCCACGAUGGGUGACGAGAACAAGUCUUGUCCAUUAGUGGAGGACAUUAACUCAUCCUACAAUCCGCCAGUGCUCAUUUUAACAUUUAUCUUUGGAGUCAUUGGAAAUGCAAUUGCUCUGUGGGUCUUCUCUUUGCAUGUGAAAACUUGGAGAUCAAGCACAGUGUACGGGUUGAACCUGGCCAUCGCGGACACUCUGCUAAUCUGCGCCCUACCAUUUCGAGUUGACUAUUACAUCCGUGGGAAAGACUGGAUUUUCGGCGAUGUUGCCUGUCGCCUGAAGAUAUUCACGAUAUUUAUGAACCGGGCAGUGAGCGUUGCUUUCCUGGCGGUUAUGGCGCUUGAACGCUACUUCAAGGUGAUCCACCCUCACCAUAAAGUGAGCAAAAUGACCACAAGCGGUGCGGUGAAGGUAUCCUGCAUUCUUUGGCUUGUAACGCUGGCGAUGUGUUUGCACGUUUUGACUGAACCUCGCACGUUCCAGCACAUGAAUGUGACAAAUUGUGAGCCGUUCAAACCAUUCAAGCCCUUAAGUUCCACAGCGAUUUUGACUAACAUGGUUUUUAUUAAUUGCAAUUUCAUUUUACCGGCUUCGAUCAUCCUGUUUUCCACUUGCUGUAUCGCCUGGAAGCUAAAGCAGAUGAAAUCUGAACUGAGGGCCAAAUAUAAACGAGCAACGAGGCUUGUGGUGGUCGUGGCGACGGUUUUCAUCAUCUGUUUCUUACCCAGCAACGUUGCUGUAAUUGCUGUUUUAAUCUCAAACCGCGUAAGUAAUUGCAAGACGUUCGACGUUACCGUGCAGAUCUUCGACAACACCCUGUGCAUCACUUACUUGAACAGUGUGCUCGAUCCGUUUGUUUACUACUUCUCCAGUUCCACGUUCAAGGAAACUCUGAAGAAAGCUCUCAUUUCUCACAACAUCAGACUUUUCAGAUCAACAAUUCGCUCAGCUCCACCAAAACCAGAAACACAAGUUGAACCUCAACGAUCUUCUGUUCUCAACACCUGGGACCAUUUACGAACUGAGUCGAAUGACAAUCUGUGAACCAGCUCCCAAUGUUGCUGCUUGCUUUCUUCCAACUUGCUCUGGGGAGAAGGGUCUGGGCGGGGCGCUCUCCCAAGUAUUUUUAAAUCGUUUGAUCUUAAGAAAGUCAUCGCCCUGCAGUUUCUAAUUUAAGUUACUCGCCGACCACAUUUCUAAUGCAAAAGGCAACCGUAGUACUAAAAAGGGUCUGAAGAAGGGUUUCGGCCCGAAACGUCGCCCAUUUCCUUCGCUCCAUAGAUGCUGCUGCACCCGCUGAGUUUCUCCAGCAAUUUUGUGUACCAUAGUACUAAAAAUAUUGAAAGAUGCAACCGCGAUGGCCAGUAAGGAGACACAAUGAACCGCAGACGCUGGAGUCUCGAUUAGAACACAAAGUGCUGGAGGAACUUAGCGGGUCAGGCAGCAUCUGUGGAGGGAAUGGACAGACGACGUUUUGGGGAUCGGAACCCUUCUUCAGACCAUCUUUGGUCUAAUCCAGCAUCUGUAGUUCUUUGUUUCUUCAUCAUAACGCUUUGGGAUAAAUCUUGUUAACAAUACAAUAAUAUUUUGUAUGUGGCAACUGGUCAUCUUGUGGUACCAGAGAACAAAAGAGGUGGGGGCUGGCGAUCAGGCUGAUCAAUGAUGUCUCACUGGGAGACAGUACAAACUGCUGAGGUGAGCACAAAUUUAUUGAAAGAUGUAGCAUGGAACCAAGUGCUUUGUCCCACCGAGCACGCAGACCACCGAUCACCCACGCGCACUAGUUCCAUGUUAACCCAUUGACCUCAGUUGCUGUCUGUAUGGAGUUUGCAUGUUCUCCCUGUGACCAUGUGAAUUUUUUCUGGGUGCUCCGGUUUCCUCCCACAUCGCAAAGACAUGCCGGUCUGUAGGUUAAUUGACCUCUGCAAAUUGCCCCAAGUGUGUUGGGAGUGGAUGACAAAGCGAGAUAACAUAGAACUAGCGUGAACGGGUGGUCGGCGUUAACUCGGUGGGCCGAUCAUCCUGCUUCCAUGCUGUAUCUCUAAACUAAACAAAGGGCGUUGGCGAUAUCUAUACAGGGCUGAGAAUUAUUUAUUUAUGGAUGUUAUGGAAGGCAUUGGUGGAACAGAAUUAUGGAGUUGGGUAUUAAGUCUUAUCAAAAGAAGGAUCCCGAUUCAAUAGUUGAGUGGCUUUUAUUGUCACAUGUGCAAAGUGCAAACGCACAGUGAAAUUAUUUUCUUACAGCCCAGUGCAGUAUUGACAUACCCAAGCACAUCCCCAAUUAGCAAUUGUACAGAAAUAUUCUGCUCAGCCCGCGUGAGGCACCAUGUUUUGGUGUUAUUUUUCAAGCCCAGUCCACUUUCCAGUCUGAAGAAGGGUCUUGACCCGAAACGCCACCUUUUCCUUUUCCCCAGAGAUGCUGUCUGACCUGCUGAGUUACUCCAGCUGAGUUACUCCAGCUUUAUGUGUCUGUCCACAUUCCAGUUGUUAUGGGCGGUGCCCGAUUCUGGCAAACCCCAGGCUGCUGCAGGGCAUCCAGUCGUCACUAUCCCCUGGUCAACCAGCAACCAACGUACUCUCCUCACUGGUCCACCUUUGUUCCCUGAUUGUUGUAACUCAUGAUUUUCCAUGCCUGAAUUAUCAGGAACUGUUUCUGUCAGAGAAAUAAAAUGGGCAUUACCCACUUCUCACAUCGAAGAAAUAUAUUGGCUUUAAAAAAUAAUAUCAAUUAAAAAAAGUCCCAGGUGAAUUUUGGGCUGGGCCUCUUUCAAAUAUCAAGUGGUGUGAGAUUUUGUUUAGUGAAUAUGAAGAACAAAAGCUUCUAAAUCCACCAAUCCAUAAACUCAGAACUGAAAGAUGUUUUGAGGAAGGAUAUCCUUGCUAUUGAGGCAGUGCAGCGUAGAUUCACAAGGUUAUUCCCCGGGAUGGUGGGACUGUCAUACGAGGAAAGAUUGGAAAGGCUGGGGUUGUACUCUGAAUUUGGAAGGAUGAGAGGGAUUAUUAUAGAAACUUAUUAAAUUAAAGCUAGAUGCAGAGAAAAGUGUUCCCAAUGUUGGGGGAGUCCUGAACCAGGGGCCACAGACUAAGAAUAAAGGGGCCAUUUAAAACUGAGAUGAGAAAAAACUUUUUCACCCAGAGAGUUAUGAAUUUGUGGAAUUCUCUGCACAGAAGGCAGUAGAGACUUUAAAAGAGAGUUAGAUAGAGCUCUAACGGUUAGCAGAAUCAAGGUAUAUGGCGAGAGGGCAGGCAUGGGUUACUGAUUGUGGAUGAUCAGCCAUGAUCACAAUGAAUGGCGUUGCUGGCUUGGGGCCAAAUGGCCUCCUCCUGCACCUAUUUUCUAUGUUUCUGUGUAAAACUUGCAUUUCCCUGUUUACAGGGUUGGUUUCUAGAUAGCCCAGGAACCAAAGCAGAGAGUGAAAGAGGAAAUUCCUAGAGUUUUUCAAUCUAUUACUUAAACCACUACUGUGGUUAACAUGUGCGCCAAAUUUUGUGUGACAUAUCUAGAAAUGGGCUUUGUAGACACAAGGAAUUGUAGAUACUGGAAUCUUACAUUGAGCACAAAGUGCUGGAGUAACUGUGGGCAGCACAGUGGUGCAGCGGUAGAGUUGCUGCCUUACAAUGCCAGUGUUUUGGGUACGAUCCUGACUAUGGGUGUCGUCUGUUCCGAAUUUGUACGUUUUCCCCAUGACAGCAUGGGUUUCCUCCAGUUUCCAGUGCAAAUUGGAGUCGGGAAAGAGCAGGGAGAGAAAGAAGAAAAAGGAUGGGGUGGGAUGCUACCUAAAAUUGGAAAUCCUAUCCAAUUCAAUUCAAUGGGCUUUUUCUCCUUGUUUUUCUCAACCAUGAUACUGUACGUAGGUUCCACACAAUAUGCCAAAUGCAAAUUGGAGGGUCAGCACCUCAUAGUUUGAUUUGGCAGCUUACAACCCAGCGGUAUGAAUGUUGAUUUCUCUAAUCGUAACUCCUGCAUUUCCUUCCCCACCCCCACCUCUCCUCUCCCCGCUCCCUCAAUCCUACUAGUUCCACUGUUCACAUCCUUGCAUCCCUGUUGUUAGCACAUCAUCCCCACCCAACAGUGGGCCAUUUAGGACUCCCCAGUUCCUGAGGUCAUCUGUAGCCAACCCUGUAGAAUCUCUGUGGAAAAAUUAACUCGCUUUAAGUGUGAAGUUGUUUAGCUUAACAUUAACAUAUCUGAUUCUAGCUGAA
Molecule: messenger RNA, 4257 nt
Organism: Leucoraja erinaceus (little skate)
Lineage: Eukaryota; Metazoa; Chordata; Chondrichthyes; Rajiformes; Rajidae
Product: hydroxycarboxylic acid receptor 3-like
Exons: 1
Coding region: 61-1098 (345 amino acids)
Biological process (GO): thrombin-activated receptor signaling pathway; blood coagulation
Cellular component (GO): membrane
Molecular function (GO): thrombin-activated receptor activity
Source: RefSeq, a predicted model, not a curated record